Messenger RNA from Hypoxylon fragiforme, 1261 nucleotides. RefSeq lists its product as uncharacterized. The transcript is spliced from 2 exons. The record is from RefSeq and is a predicted model, not a curated record. The coding region runs from base 645 to 932 and encodes 95 amino acids. NCBI's taxonomy places the organism in Eukaryota, Fungi, Ascomycota, Sordariomycetes, Xylariales, Hypoxylaceae.
CGCAGUACACACCUCCUAAUGUUUGUAAUAUAAAUAUUGAUUUCCGUCAGGGGCCACUAGAUGACCCUCUUGGGAUGUCGCGGCUCUCUGGUCAUUUCGAGUAACGAGCACUUAAAUUGCAAAGGCGCAUGGUGAAAAGGUGCUCGACUCAUCCGCUAAGAGGAGAUGUUUGCUAAUUCCAAGUCAAACAUCAAAACAACCUUGAAAUAGGCACACUAAAUAUAUUUUUAUCCUUUUCUUUUCUUUUCUGUCACAAUUCUCCUUUUUUUCAUCCCAAGUCUAACGGGAAGGAACUACCCUCGAAGCCUUGACAUUUAAACUCAAUUUAACACCUACCCGCCAUUGCGAUUGCCUACAUACGUAUCUACCUACCUACCUGGGGUAGACACUAUACCUAUUUGAAAGGGCACAGAGGUAAAAAGCAAGAGCGAAUAUAUGCAGGAACGUGCCUCACAAACGUCUUAAGAUCAGAUAACAGGGACCCGAUAUUGCAUAUUUCCCAACCAGCAAAUCGAAAUACAUAUACAUAUACAUUAUACUUUGCUUGCUCAGCUACCUAACACACAUACCCGGUAUCCAAGAUACGCGAUCCACCCCUUCGCGAGGGUGGGAGAAAAGGGGAAAGGGGUAAGAGGGGGGGCACAAUGUGCACUACAACCCACUUCCGCAGCCGCACCUGCCGGCACCACUGGCUGCAGAUCCGCACGCAGUGCUGGCCGGGCCACGGGUUCAACACGUGCCCCACGUUCGGCGACGGCGUGGCGCGGGAGGCGUCUCCCCUCGUCACGGUGGCGGGCCGCUGCCCGGCCUGCGUCAUGCCCGGCCAGUACGACAUGCACCUCGUGCGCAUGAUCGUCGAUAUCCAGGACCGCGUGCGCUGGGGGUUGGGGCCGAGUAGGGGGGAUCCCGGGUGUGAGUGUGGUGUUAUGUGAUGAUGUGAUUGCGGUUGAGGUACUGGGAGCUGGGGCAGGGGAGUGGGAUGGGAUGGGAUGGAAUGAGCAAGCAGGUUGGGGAGAUGGACUAGAGUGAGAAGUGUCUGCCUGUCUUCGUGGUGUUGUGGGCCAACAUGAGGUGGAUGGCGGAGGGCAUAGCAUACGUACACCUUAACUUCUACGGUGAUACCCAGCACCUGGACAGACUUACCAAUUACCUACCUAGAUAAUCGACCCCCAAAACAUGAGCGGGGCAUGCGAUGACAGACACUCUUAACUGUGGUCGAGUUGAGACAAAACACCUACCAUAAGGAAAGGCAAUCAGCAUA